AUGGUUAUAUCUGAACUAAUUAACAAUUUUGAACUUUCAAAUUAUGCAACCACUAUUCUGAAGAAUCAUUACUUUCAUCCAAAGGUUGCAUUACUAAUUAAUCAAAUACUUUCUUCAAAGAGACGGGCUGUACCAAAAUCUAUUGAGCAAAAUAUUGUCAUUCAUUUAGCUCGUGCUACACCGAUUGCGUUUUCACAUGUAGCUAUAUAUAUUGAUAAGAUAUACGGCAAAGGACAGUACACUUAUCAUUCGCUGUGCUUCUGUGAAGAUGUACCGUCCAAGGUUCAUAGACCGAGCAAUAGUCAAGUCGAUGAUUCGGCUUUGAUAUACGUUGAUGACUCCAACAAUAUUCGUCUUGGUGUAAUUGUUGGUAUUAUUCGAUUAAUAACUACUACUAACAUUAUAUUUAUCAUUGAUCAAGCGAAAAUCAUGGAUUGUGAUUUCUUCUUACUUAAUGGGAUAAAAUACAUAAAUGAUUUACUUGUCUAUACACAAUUUCCAACACCUCCAAAUACUAUUUCCAUUGGAUAUAAUUCAAUCAUAGAGAAAGCUGCUUAUCGAUUCGAUCAACAUCAGAAUUCAAUAUGUGAAUUUCACCUUUUCCCAAACCUUCUAGAAUCUACAUGA
This is a messenger RNA of Rotaria socialis, 627 nucleotides long. Lineage: Eukaryota; Metazoa; Rotifera; Eurotatoria; Philodinida; Philodinidae. The record is from the annotation of a GenBank genome assembly.